This is a messenger RNA of Scutellospora calospora, 963 nucleotides long. NCBI's taxonomy places the organism in Eukaryota, Fungi, Glomeromycota, Glomeromycetes, Diversisporales, Gigasporaceae. The record is from the annotation of a GenBank genome assembly.
AUGUGGAAGACCCUAAAAAAGAAGUGGCAGGAGAAGGCCAAGGAUUUUUUAAAGGCUUGUGAGAUAGCAUAUGAGACUCGACUGUUGGAACUUGCUAUUUUAACCUUUCGAGCCGACUUGGCAAAUACGCAUACGCCGAGCACAGGAGCGACAGGAGAACCGACAGGAGAAAGUAUUAUUGAAGUUUUAAAACGAUUUGACUUGGUUAAAAGUGAUGGUAGUCCUAAUCCGAUGAUGAUUGUUGGUAAAUUGACCGAGAGUAUAACCAUGAAAGUCGGAGGCAAUGCGUUCGUUAAUAAGUUUAUCGAAGUUAUUGUCGACACAACCCUAAACGAUGAAAAAGGAACUCAAAACCGACAGACUGAAAGAAGCGUCAUAAGUGAUACCAAGACUAAAUCAGGAACGACAACUCAUAAAGAAGAAAAAACCAAGUCUAACGCUGUGUCCCCCGUUGGCAAAGGAAAGCCCUCUCUUGGCUCCUCCUUUUUGCGUCCCUCUUUAUAUUCUGUCGACCAUACCAAGGCCGAAUAUACUGGCUAUCAAAACCGCAAAGAAUUAAAAGGAAAACCCGCUUAUGAUUACUUUAAUGCUCUGACUUUUGGUGAUAUUUUAAAUAAGAUUGAAAGUGGCGUAUAUAUUUAUGAUACUGACCCCCAAGAGUUUUAUAAAAGGAAAAUUAAAAGCCCGUUGAAUAUUGCGAGUAGUGGAGGAACUACAAGAGGAGGAUUUAACAUUGUCACAUUAGGAACUAGAUUAAAAGGAGGAAUUGGCCGCGAUAACGCCGUAAAUGUGGAUGAUAUGAAAUUAAUGAUACCUAUGCUUGAAAGUUUGACGGAUAUUCUUAUGGAACCAAUUCAGCCCAAAUCCCCAAAGGCAUUAAAUAUAGUUGAAGUUUACAAGGCUACUCAACAGGAGCGAGCGACAAAUGCGACUUUACAGGAAUGGACGAAGAUGGAAAAAUAG